AUGUUGGCACAUUCGAGGGAUGUGGUUAUGAAUAAAUUUGUCGAAAAUGAGGUUCCUCGUGAAAUUACAAAUGAUAUCAAAGGAGUGAUUAAAGGAGUAUGGCCAACGUGGAAAAAGGUGCCUAAUGAUAUUAAAGAUUUACUUUGGGAAAAUUUUAAGUUGAGAUAUAAUUGGGAUAAUUUUACCGACAGAGAAAUGAAAAAGGUAUGGAAUGAAAAUUCAAGUGAGAGAUACAGGGCAUCCAUUCAUUUGGCUAAGAAAGCAGCAUUAUCAUCUGCACAAGAAGAUUUAGGAAGGAAACCAGACAUAUUAGAUAUGAUAGGUAGAGGACCUGAUUGGAUGGAAGCUAAUAUAUGGAAUGACUUGGUUAAAAUUCAUUGGAAUAAAGAAGAUCACAAGAUCAAAUGUGAAAUUGCACGGCAGAAUAAAAUGACAGCGAAGGAUGGGUCUACUACCAAACAUACUGGGGGUUCAAUUUCUUUUGGAGCACACCGUGAGAGAAUGGUAAACCUCCUUUUCUAA
Zingiber officinale is the source of this 522-nucleotide messenger RNA. RefSeq lists its product as uncharacterized. The transcript has 3 exons. Lineage: Eukaryota; Viridiplantae; Streptophyta; Magnoliopsida; Zingiberales; Zingiberaceae. The record is from RefSeq and is a predicted model, not a curated record. The coding region runs from base 1 to 522 and encodes 173 amino acids.